Molecule: messenger RNA, 4730 nt
Organism: Vitrella brassicaformis
Lineage: Eukaryota; Vitrellaceae
Source: the annotation of a GenBank genome assembly
CACUUACUCAGUCACUCCCUACUGCACUCCACCCGAUCCUUCAAACUUGGCACAUCCAUCGCAUGAAGCACCGGGUGCCUGUCUGUCUGUAUGCAGUAGGGAUGCUUGUGUGUGUAUGGAUGUGUGUGUGUGUGUGUGUAUUCCUGGAGUGCAUGCACGUGUGAGUGCGUCUAUCACCACUCAGAUUCUGAUGAGGCGGCGCCCGUAUCAUUGUCUCGCCUCCCCCGGCGCAUAGGCACCGGUGUGUGGCCAGCGUCCUGCAGCCGACGGUCGCCAGGUCGCUCCGACGGCCGACGGUCCCAAUCGCCCGCGUGGCGAUUGCCCCAACCGUCGAGUCGGCCCGCCUGGCGAUGGCCGACGCGUUCGCCAGGCGGGGCGACGCGUCGCCCCGGCCGGCGGUCCACCUCAUCCUCGGGGAAGAGGUCCCUCUCCCUCCUGUUGUCGCGUCGCCUGUCGUCCAUGCCCCGUGUUGAUGGCCGCCUCUCCUCCAUGCGUGUGGGUGGCCUCUGGCGGGGUGGUGGGGAGGGAGGGCUGCCCCAAUCAUCCUCGUCAUCGUCAUCGCCCCACCCAGGGGGAGAGGGACGGCGACGCUCAACGGGAGGGACAACGGCGGGGGAGUAGGCGCGCGGGACGUCGGGCGGGCCCCAGUCGUCGUCAUCAUCAUCAUCAUGGCGGGGAGGCGGGCCUCUGUGAUGAAUGGAAGAGGGGUUCGGUCGGUCGCCAACCUCAUGCCACUGGAAGAGGCGGCUGUCGCGGGUGUCACGGGUGUCACGGGUCUCUUGCUGGCCACGCAGACGGGUGAUGUAGAGCAUGUGCCGGCGCUGCAGGCCGUGGCGCCGGUCGGCUUGGCCGUCCCUGCGAGCGGACUGGCGUCGCGAUCGGCGCUGGGCACGGCGCUCAAUCACGGCCUCUAAGUGAGCCGGGUCGAAGUUGGGAUGGUCUGAGAGACACAAUACACGAGCUGUGUGGUGGACGGAUACAUCUCUCUUUCGCUCUCUCUCUCUCUCUCUCUGUGUGUGUGUGUGUGUGUGAUGGUGACCUACCUGGGUCUAUGUCAGAUGGGUCAGGUCCUGAGACGACGCCGUCCGCGUCAUCCUCCUCCUCCUCAUAGUCGUAGGCUUCCACAUUCAGCCCCAGCCGACGCAUCAACGACUCCGAAGGGAACUGCACACCACACGGGCAUCCAUCGAUUGCACAUUGCGCCAAUGGACGGACGUGCAUAUGAUCCUUCCCUCACUCACCCCUUCCAGUAGGUCGCGGAAGUUGGCCAUGUCGUUCGCUGGCAUAAAGAUCUCUUCCUGCUGCAUCAUGCGACGACGGGCCAGACGGUUGGCAUGCUCCACAACUGACCGAUGCCGACACACCCAACACACCACACCCCACACCCCACACACACAUUGACACGCGGAGCGAACGAGAGAGGGCAGUCGUCCUGUGUGUGUGUUGUGAGUGAAUAUUGUGCGUGCGUCAGCUGACUGACUGACCUGGGUCGAUCUGCUCCUCUGGCGGGACCUCUCUGCCGUUCCGUUCGUGCCGGUAUACGCACCGCCGGCCGUAUCGACAGGUGCCGGUGCGCUUGAAGUCGGGGCAGAGGAUCUUCUUCUUGGACGCCAGGUGCUUCUCAACCAAACGCCGCUUACGAUCCUCACCCCUGACAACAUAUAAUGUGAGUGACAACACGCCGGGUGCUGUGCUGUGUUGUCCGCUGGAUUGUGUGAAAGCUUACACGAUGCAUCGCGUCACCGGUACGAUGAAGCCGUUGUGCGUCCUGCAGACGGGGCAGGAGAACGCCAGUGGGGCCUCGCCCUCCUCAUCGACGUGAGCGGAGUCGACGUCACUCUUACGACGCCACUGACACGACAACCGACACACCACACCACACCGACACAUGAGCAGAAGAAUGAGUGAAAGUGGGUGGAGGGGGUUGUGCUGCGUACGGUGAAGAUGCAGUCCAUGCAGAAGAAGUGUCCACAAAUGGGCAGGAGGGCCAGCCGCGGCUCAAAGGUCGCCAGCUUCUCCAUGCAAAUCACACAAGUCAUCUCGCCACUCAACGCUUUGUCCGCCUCCAGCAUCUGCAGCCCACAGAAUGAAGACAAUCCUGUCUGUCGAUAUGCCGCUUCCUCGUUCUCUCCCUCUAACUAAAGCCACCCACCUGGUAUUCCCGGCAUUGUUGCAGGUGCUUCAUGACCGCCUCGUUCACUGCGCCAUCCGGCGGUGAUCCAUCGUCCGAGUCCACCGACAUCACCUCAUCGCCACACAACGGACACUUGCCCUCGGCCGUCACGUGGCUGUCGGGACACUCAACACCUGCACCACACACACAACCACAACCAGCCACCGGUCGCGAGCAAGCAACCAAGCAAGCAUUUCUACGUACCUUUGGAGCAAGUGCCGGCCUGGAAGAAGCGGCACACACGCUCAUCGUCCGGCCCCCCUGGCGGCGAUGCAGCAGACGAAGGGCUAGGGUCAGCAGACGAAGUCGAUGGCUCGUCGUGGCGGCCCGAUAGCCGCUGGCGGCCCUCCAGCGGGUCGAACAGCAUGAGGGGGUGGAUGUCGGACGACACGGUAGGCGCCGGGACACUCGGUGGCUGGGGCUGGGGUGGGUCACGGCGGUCGACGAAGGCCAUGGCCAGUUCCUGCAGCCCGCUCCUGAACCCUUCGUGAAGCCCUCUGAGUGCUGCUGCUGCCGGAACCGGGUUCCGGCGACGCUCGUGGUGGGCCGGUGUGUGUUGGCGGCGGUAGGGUGGUGAGCCAUCACUAUCAUAGUCACCAUCCCAAUCCCCGCCCCUUCCCGGACGACCGCCCCGGGCCCUCCCGCGAUUUCGCCCGAAGACCUCCAUCCCCCCCGCCACAAGGUCCAUUCGCCUUUGCGGCGGGUCGGGCCUCGCCCUUCCCCGGGGUGGUGUGGGUGGCCGAGGCGCACCCCACCCACUGGGCUCCGGUGACCAGUCCUCCUCCUGCCUCGAGAUGUCUGGAUAGGGACUGUCUGCACGCGGACGGCGCGCUCCCGUCGAUGGACGCGAAUGCCGCCCUCUUACAUCCCCCCCCACGUCGGCAUCCCGAACAGACGUGGGACCGGUCCUCGGCACAGAGGGGGCCCGCCAGUCGUCUCGGUCGGCCGAUGCACGCGACUGCUGGUGCCGCCUAAGGUUCCUCUGGUAGCUUGGCUGCGGGCGCCUGGAGGAGCUCGAGCCCGAGUCGUCCCAGUCAUGGCGGCCCCUCACCGUGCGAUGCGGGUCGUCAAAAUAAGGCCCUCUGGGACCCAUGUACGGGUCGUCAUUGCGGGGGCGAGGAUGGGGUGUCAUCGCACGGUAGUACUGGCGCUGAGGGAGCGGGGGCUCGUGUGCGGCGGUGCCCCUGUCGCGUCGAUCAUAGAAACGAGGGUCACCGUCUGGCCUUCGCACGGCGGACCUGCCCAGACCGUCGCCCUCUCCCCUCCCACCGUCUCCCCCCACCGACUGGCCCGGGUGAUCUCGUCGCCAGUGCCUCUCCUCGCCAUCUGUGCGACGAUCGCUGCCCGCAGAUUGCACCGACUGAUGGACUGGGGGAGCGGGUGGGGGAGGUGGGGGUGGGGGCGGGGCUGAGGGUGUUGGUGUUGGCCUCUCCUGCAUCGGUGCGACGCUGCGCUCCCCAGGCCGGGGCAAGAUGACAGGCGGAGGGAAGGCCGAAUCGGGGAAGGUCGAAUCGCCCACAGGCCGAAGCCUGACAGGGCUCUCGUUGACAGGCCGAAGCCUGACAGGGCUCUCGUUGAUGCCGCUGCCGCUGGCCCCGACACCUCCAGGCGCUGCUGUGGCCGGACGCUCCUGCUGAGGCACUCCACUGCCUUGUGUGUGAUGGGCGAGGGGAGGGGGAGGGGGGCCGUGACGGACAGGAGGGCGACGCGCGUGCGAGUGGCCGUGAUGAGGUACAGGCCAGUACUCACGCCGGUCGUUGUGGCGACGGCCACCGCCCCUGCCGCCCCGCCCACCGCCUCUGCCGUGUCGUGAACCACCGUGGCGACGGUUUUGCCGCUGGUGCUGGUCCUGGUCCUGAUGGUGUGGAGGUGGCUCCAAAGGUCGGCCAUGCGGCUCCCCUGGUCCAUUCACGGGAGCGUCCUGGUUGUUGGUGGGCGAGGGCUGUGCCGGACGGCUCGAUGAGUCUCGAACAUCCCAGACAUCCGACCCCCGCGGGCCGGGAUGUCUGAACGGGCACUCAUGUCCACGCCUGACAGAAAGACCAACACAACAGACAGCGACACCACCGCCAGCAUUCUCUCUCAUGCCGCUGGCUCACGUUCCUCUCUCUGUUCCUGUCUGUCUGUGUCGACUUGCCUGCAGCCGAGGCCAGUGGCUGGUUUGAAGUAAUAACACACCCUGUCUUCCUUCCAACGAGACAUGGGGGUACGAUGGGAGGCGUCUCGGCGCACUUAUGCCAUCUGCUGCCCCGCUGCACCACAGAAACGAUGAGAGGGUCGCCCUGCACGCCGUACUCCUGCUCCUGCUGCUUGCGGGCGACCUGAACCGACGCACGCACAAACGGACGGAAUGGCCUCUUUUCAGUUGUCGAGUGGUCGUGCUGCCCUCCCUGGCACCCCUACCUGCUGCUCACGUAUCUCCUCCUAUCUUCUGCUGCGCGCAACAGCGGCUGAAGGACCGAGCGAUUGUUGCCGGUCUGCUAACCAACCACAGCACCCACCGUGGGUGGUGAAUUCACUCCAACAACAGCCCAGAGGAAAAAGGCGCAGUCAGCUC